Nicotiana tabacum (common tobacco) is the source of this 2987-nucleotide messenger RNA. Lineage: Eukaryota; Viridiplantae; Streptophyta; Magnoliopsida; Solanales; Solanaceae. The record is from RefSeq and is a predicted model, not a curated record.
UUGAAUGGAAAAGAUAAUGAACAGAACCAACUGAACGUACAAUCAUCAAAGAGCUUUGUACAAUGCAUGUUACUACGAGCGUACAUCUUUCUUCUUUUUUGUUUCUUUGAACAACCACCAAAAGUUCAAAUUUCAAAAUUAAAAUCAGAAUAGCCCUCCAUCGGCGCGCUCGCACCAAGUCCGCCGCAACCGCAAUGGCAGGGAUAUCGAAGGCGGCGCCGGGAGCAUUCACGAUAACACCACACAAGCUCUCAAUUUGCAUUCUCAUUCAAGUCUAUGCUCCUCCCUCCCAAACCUCUGUCCCUUUCCCUUUCUCUUCUGUCUCUCAACACAAUCUUCUCGCCUCAUUCUUAUUAUCUCUCACUAAGUCUUCUGAGGAUAUUUUUGAGCCAAAGCUGGAUGAACUCAUCUCACAGCUGAAUGAAAUUGGAGGCGUACUGAAGCAUUGGUUGAGCGACCAUUUAGCUGGAAAGCUAUCAUCUUUAGCCUCACCAGACGAUUUGUUUAACUUUUUUAAUGACUUGCGAGGCAUACUUGGGGGUUCUGAUUCAAAUGUCAUGGAUGACGCUCAAAUCAUUUUGGAUCCUAGCAGCAAUCUUGGAGUCUUUGUUCGUCGUUGCUUACUUGCGUUUAACCUAUUGUCAUUUGAGGCUGUCUGUCAUCUUUUGACAAAUGUAGCAACAUAUUGCAAGGAAUCUCUCUCAGCUUAUCCUCCUUAUGAGUUAUCACAUUUCAACGAUUCUGAUAGCUAUACUGAAGCACCAAAGCACUAUGAGAACAUGGAUUUGGAGAAUUUUGUUGUUGAGAAAGUCAACAAAGAAAUCGAAGCAAGAAAUGUGGUUGACGAAAAGCUUUCCUUCCACAAUCAUGCACCUAAAGCUUUAGUUAGAUCAAUUGAAGAUCAUUAUUCUUCUCCUGGGCCACAAAUUAAAAGAAUCACUAAGCCAAGAGAAGUUAGCACAUGCGCAUCUUCUUCUUGUGAUGCAUCGGAUUGUGUUGAUUCUCAGACUGGAGCUUUCUUACGUACAAAUUGGCAAAUACAAGGAUAUCUCUUGGAGCAAGCUGAUACAAUUGAAAGGCAGGGAAGCUCCUUCACUCUCAAUGCUUUUGAGUCUGUAUUGAAGGACCUUCUUAAAUUAGCUCCAGAGUUACAUCGCGUUCACUUCUUGCGUUACUUGAAUAGCCUUUAUCAUCAGGACUAUCAUACUGCUCUAGAAAAUAUCCACCGGUAUUUUGAUUACAGUGCAGGGACGGAAGGAUGUGAUUUUAUACCUUCUUCUUCAACCGGUUGCAAUAGCUUUGGGAGAUAUGAAGUUGCUUUAUUAUGCUUGGGAAUGAUGCAUUUUCAUUUUGGGCACCCAAAGCAAGCUUUGGAGGUGUUGACAGAAGCUGUUCGUGUGUCUCAACAGCAAAAUAAUGAUAGUUGUCUUGCUUACACGUUAGCAGCAAUUUGCAAGAUGUUGUCUGAAUUUGGAGUCUCAAAUAUGAGGGGGCUUAUCGGAUCAUCCUAUUCACCUGUAACCAGUAUAGGAACUUCAUUAUCCACUCAACAACUCUUAUAUGUUCUAUUGAGAAGAUCCUUAAAGCGAGCGGAAAGUCUAAAGCUGAAACGACUGGUUGCGUCUAAUCAUCUUGCCAUGGCUAAAUUCGACCUGACUCAAGUGCAAAGACCUUUGCUUUCAUUUGGUCCAAAAGCUUCCAUGAAACUUGCAACAUGCCCAAUUAAUGUCUGCAAGGAACUGAGGUUGAGUUCUCAUCUAAUUAAUGAAUAUGGUGAUGAGGCUUCACUAAUGAUCUCGGACGGGGCUUUUUGUACUCAAUGGAUUAAGAACUUAAAGAAGCCAAAAUGUUCCGUUAUCUUUUCCCAUGAGAAUGAAUGUAGGAGUAAUACUGAUGCUCUCCAGUUCUGUGGGCAGCCAUGUUCCAUCCCUGGAUCUGUGCUGCAACUUUUAGGCUCUUCGUAUUUGUUCCGUGCUACUGCUUGGGAGGUCUACGGCAGUGCACCUCUUGCUCGAAUGAAUGCACUGCUUUAUGCGACAUGCUUUGCCGACUCAUCGAGUUUGGAUGAUGUGGCAUUAGCGUAUGGAAAACUUAUCCAGCAUCUAGCAGUAUUUAAAGGAUACAAAGAAGCUUUUGCUGCUCUGAAACUUGCGGAGGAGAAGUUUUUAUCUGUUUCAAAGUCACAAAUUCAGCUUGUAAAACUUCAGUUGCUCCAUGAUCAUGCUUUACAUACGGGAAAUUUAAAACUUGCUCAACAGUUGUGUGAUGAGCUAGGUGUUUUAGCCUCUUCAGUAACUGGUGUAGAUAUAGAGAUAAAAGUUGAAGCUAGCCUCCGCCAUGCACGAAUACUAAUUGCAGCGAACCAAUUUAGCCAGGCAGCAUCUAUCGCACACUCUCUCUUCUGUAUGUGCUACAAAUUCAGUUUACAAGUCGAGAAUGCCACUGUUCUUCUUUUACUUGCAGAGAUACACAAGAGAUCAGGAAAUGCUGUUUUAGGUAUUCCGUACGCGUUGGCAAGCCUUUCCUUUUGUAAAUCAUUCAACUUAGACCUUCUCAAAGCAUCUGCUACGCUGACGCUGGCGGAGCUUUGGCUCUCACUUGGAUCAAGUCAUGCAAAAAGAGCUUUGGCUCUCAUACAUGGGGCAUUUCCUGUACUUCUUGGUCACGGUGGUUUGGAGCUUCGUGCUCGGGCUUUUAUUACUGAAGCAAAAUGCUAUCUUGCUGACUCGAGCUUUUCAGUAUCUGAAGAACCAGAAAUGGUACUUGAACCGUUGACGCAGGCUGCCAAAGACCUGGAACUUCUAGAGGUUAGUCAAUAUGGACAAUUUAGCAUUCAAUUCAAUGACAUUUAUACUCUAGUUAAAAGACUUCAGUUUUGGUUCCAAGAAAUUUGUAAUUCCUCAUUGUGUAUUAAUAUGCUAAAAGAAGUACAUUGGAUUACGUUGUGGGAAGUGAUAUACAUCAAUAGCUAAGUGAAAUAAUAUCUA